Messenger RNA from Aspergillus lentulus, 2106 nucleotides. RefSeq names its product MFS transporter. The record is from RefSeq and is a predicted model, not a curated record. NCBI's taxonomy places the organism in Eukaryota, Fungi, Ascomycota, Eurotiomycetes, Eurotiales, Aspergillaceae.
AUGAGUGAACACGAGAGAGAGCCACUGCUUUCGCGCAGCGAAGCAAUUCCUGAUACCAUUCACGACUCUCGGAAUGCCGCUUAUCGAACGCUUCCUCUUGCGUUACUCGCCUCUCUCGGCAUGGCAGCCACCACUGCCACUGCCAUUUACGCCUACGCUGAUCUCCUUUGCGAGGAUCCAACCGCCUGUAAAGAUGGCGAAGAAGGCGCCUAUGCAGCCGUGGUCGCUAUCGCCAAUGGAAUCGCCCAUGCGGUGGCCAUUAUGAUCCUCGGGCCGGUGGAGCAACUCAUCAAGAAACAUAUACGAGCCGGUCUGCUAAUCUGGAUUGUGUGCCGUGCAACCAGUGUAUUGUGCCUUGUCAUCGGAGUAUCCAUUCGUAGUGUCACCAUCGCAGUGUCAGGGCGCAUUUUCGAGGGUCUCGCGUCAGACAACCUGCUUCAUUUCAACCUCAACACUAUCUACGUUUCUCUAGCAUCACCAUCAUCUGGUCAAGAAACCUCGCAGCUCAUCGCCGCUUCCCUUGGACUGUAUAUGUUGGGGACAGCUGUCGGUCCCCUUGCGGUGAGCGUCUUUCAGAGCUACACGGCGAGCUUCACUGCAGCCUUGGUCAUCUUCAGUGUAGCCCUGGUAUAUCUGGUCAGCUUUGUCCGUGUACCAGCUAUACAAGCCGUGCCCCAGAUGCAAACAUAUUGCAAGAUCCUUUCAAGCCUCAGUGUCCUGCUCUCUCCACUCCGACUAUUCCGCGACCAUUCCCGCGUCAUCCCCUAUGGGCUCUCCUUGCUCCUCUACACCACCGUUCAGGCCCAUCUCUUCCCCGCAAUUAUGGUCUUUGCCUCGAUCCGGCUGCAUUUCGGCACUUUUCAAAACGGCCUCCUCGUAUCCACUGCCGCCGCAUGCGCUGCCAUGCACCUUUUACUCAAAGUGCUCAUCCUGCCCAGCCUGCAACGGCUGAGGCCAAACUCGGCCCGAUUCACAGACCGCACUGCAGUACUCGGAGCACUAGUCAUACAGAUGCUUGCCCUUGCGGCCAUCGCCCAAAUACAGAGUGCUGGCCAACUGUACCUGGCUGUGUCAGUUGCGGCAGCCGGGUUAUCCCUUCCAGCUUUCUUCAAAAGUCAUUUCGUUUCGUCCAUGCCGGAUGCGCCGCGGGCGAUCACAGCAUUGACCUUUAUGGAGAACUUGGGAGGCUUGGUGUCGCCGCUUUUGCUUGGGAGCUGGCAGUCCGUUGCUCCAGGGCCUUCUGUAUUUGCUUUUGCGGUUGCAUUACUGGGACCGUGGGUCAAGUAUCGCGCGCUGAACAGGGCGUUCAAGAAAGAGAUUGAAGAUUACUACUUCGAGCACUGGAUCAAUGGUUCAGAAAUCUGGGUAAAACGGGAGGAACCGGUCCCGCCGGAUCCCCCUGACUUAUAUAGUCCGUAUCUGCGUGAGUAUUAUAUCUUCGCUGGCUUUCGUGAUUCUGAACAGCGCAUCGCUGUUUUCGAGGGUCAAAGAUUGAAAUGGACAGAUCCACGGGAACGUCAGCACUUAAUUCAAAUUCAGAAACUGUUGAAUCAAUUUGACGAGCAAGGAUACCAUCCUUACAUCACCUUUGAAAUUGAAAAAGGAGUGACCGAUUUACUUCCCAUCGACCUUCGUUUUGGGAAUACCAUCACAAGUACUUAUUUUACCUUUGACUGGCGAACUUAUCUCACCACCCUGCUUGACGAGCUGCGCUAUCUCGAUAGGUAUAAAGAGACCACCGGGUGUAAACCCCAACUCCGACUGGCCUUAGAAUUGAGGCGGAAGAUCGAGGACUUUGAAAUGUCGCAUAAGGAAGCAAUGCUACAUCUGGUGCAAGCAGCGGGAACCGAGCUUGUUGGCCGUGAUGGCCGGCUGCUCGCAAUCCGCAGGCGUCGACGGUACCGAUUAGGAUUCAAAACUGGCAAAUUGCGGCGUGGACCUCGACGUCACUCCUUUGACCUAAUAGAGCCUUCUGAAUAUCCUGGCCCCCUAAUGAAUGUUCUUGAACGUCGCUUUACACAGCUCGAUGAGGAGCACGUGGCAGAGACGCUACUGAACUUUGCAAUACUAUCGGAUCAGGAGUGCGAUGUACAGAUAGAGUGGUAG